AUGCGGACAGAAACCGAUACGAAUCAUAUUAAUAAUUGCAAACAGAUUCCUAGAGGUCGACAUUUGCAUACAGAUGCAGAUGGAUACGAUACAACAGUGCUGCUUAUAGAAACAGGGAUUGACAGAGACAUUGAAAGUUUAGUACGAUCAUGUCCAGAAUAUGCACAAGUGCAGAACAACCUUGGAAAAGUUGAACUUCACCACUGGGAAGAUCCAGAAACUAAGUUUCAACGCGUUCACAUAGAUUAUGCCGAACCAUUUCAAGGAUACCAAUUCUUCAUCCUCGUAGAUGCUAAGUCUAAAUGGCCGGAGAUCAGGAUUACAAAUGGAGAUCCGACAUCUGCAUCAACCAUCUGUUUCUUGGAAAAUAUUUUCAGUUCACACGGAUCACCUGAAGUUUUAGUAUCUGAUAACGCUACAAUAUUUAAAAGCGAGGAAUUUACUAAAUUUUUUCGAAGGAAUGGUAUUUUUCAAAAAUUCAUUGCUCUAGGACAUCCAGCUACUAAUGGCCUUGCAGAAAGAUACGUUCAAAUUUUCAAAAAAAAGUUAAAAGCCCUGGAACAUGAAUCAGAUACUAUAACGUCAAAAACAGAAAAUAUCAUGUAUCGUUUUCGGGCUACACCAUUACAAUGUGGCAAAAGGCCAUCGGAACUCUAUCUAAAUAAACAAAUUCGAACCAAACUGGACUUACCAUAUCCUUCGAACAUAAGAUAG
This is a messenger RNA of Vollenhovia emeryi, 714 nucleotides long. RefSeq lists its product as uncharacterized. The transcript has 3 exons. The record is from RefSeq and is a predicted model, not a curated record. NCBI's taxonomy places the organism in Eukaryota, Metazoa, Arthropoda, Insecta, Hymenoptera, Formicidae. Gene Ontology annotation, molecular function: nucleic acid binding. Bases 1 to 714 code for a protein of 237 amino acids. Gene Ontology annotation, biological process: DNA integration.